Molecule: messenger RNA, 1246 nt
Organism: Anopheles coluzzii
Lineage: Eukaryota; Metazoa; Arthropoda; Insecta; Diptera; Culicidae
Product: aldo-keto reductase family 1 member B1-like
Exons: 3
Coding region: 167-1126 (319 amino acids)
Cellular component (GO): cytosol
Molecular function (GO): aldose reductase (NADPH) activity
Source: RefSeq, a predicted model, not a curated record
CGGUACAUGAUCGAUCACACGAACAAGCGGGGGACUGUUUUACUCAGUUAUUGUGCGUGUGUGUUCUGGCAGCGAGCGUCUUCUAAUUCACCUUUUCCAUCGCUCCACAUCGCAGUAGGCAGUCUGUAUUUUGCAAGCUCUCAACGCUUAUCAUCCCAAACGCAAAAUGACUUGCAAUGUCGUACCGAAUGCAAUCUUCAAGAAUGGUAACAGUAUUCCCAUGUUUGGACUGGGCACCUGGAACUCUCCCCCGGGACAGGUGGCGCAGGCGGUAAAGGACGCGAUUGACGUCGGCUAUCGGCACAUUGACUGUGCUCACGUCUACCAGAACGAGCAUGAGGUGGGCGAAGGAAUUGCGGCCAAAAUUGCCGAAGGUGUUGUGAAGAGAGAGGAUCUCUUUGUGACGAGCAAACUGUGGAACACGUUUCAUCGGCCCGAUCUGGUCGAGGGUGCUUGUAAGACAACGCUGCAGAACCUUAAGCUGGACUAUCUCGACCUCUACCUGAUCCACUGGCCGGUAGGCUACCAGGAAGGUACGGAACUCUUCCCGAUGGGACCGGAUGGGAAGACGUUCCUCUUUUCCGACGCCGAUUACGUCGACACCUGGCCCGAGAUGGAGAAGCUCGUUGAUGCGGGUCUGGUGCGCAACAUUGGAGUGUCGAAUUUCAAUGCCAAACAGGUGCAGCGUGUGCUGGACGUUGCACGCAUCCCACCCGCCACCAACCAGAUAGAGUGCCAUCCUUAUCUGCACCAGUCGAAAAUUACUUCAUUCUGUGCGGAGAAGGGCAUCAUCGUUACCGCGUACAGUCCGCUCGGUUCGCCGGCGAGACCCUGGGUUAAGGCGGACGAUCCGGUACUGAUGGAUGAUGCUACGGUUGGCCAGCUGGCGAAGAAGCAUGGCAAGAGUGCGGCACAGAUUUUGAUCCGCUACCAGAUCCAGCUGGGUCACGUCGUUAUUCCGAAGUCGGUUACCAAGGAGCGCAUUGCGUCAAACUUUGAUGUGUUUAGCUUCCAGCUGGACGAGGAUGAUAUGAAGCAGUUGGCGGGGUUGGAGCGCAAUGGACGUAUUUGUCCGGAAUCGAGCGCUUUCGGACAUCCGCAUCAUCCGUUCGAGAAGGAAGAGUAAUAAUCGCAUAAUAGACCGAGAUAUAGAAAUGCGGCGCAUUUGCUAGGUUAGAGACUUGUUACAUUUAAUAAAACACACACAAAAAUAUUACAAAUAAAAUUGUAACUUUGCUCUAAUUAA